Molecule: messenger RNA, 2466 nt
Organism: Aptenodytes forsteri (emperor penguin)
Lineage: Eukaryota; Metazoa; Chordata; Aves; Sphenisciformes; Spheniscidae
Product: parafibromin-like
Exons: 7
Coding region: 1-852 (283 amino acids)
Biological process (GO): positive regulation of transcription elongation by RNA polymerase II; transcription elongation by RNA polymerase II
Cellular component (GO): Cdc73/Paf1 complex
Molecular function (GO): RNA polymerase II complex binding
Source: RefSeq, a predicted model, not a curated record
AUGCGCACAUCCCCCAACAGUCUGCUUCCUGCGAUUGCUUUUCACAGUAUCCAAUCUGUCCAUCUGUCUGCUCGUUGCUGUGUUACCUUCCUUGCUCAUAAGUGUUGUCCUUGUCUUGGGGCUUUUUGUUCAUCCUUCAAACAAAAGGACAGUAGUUCUCGUUUCUGUUCUGAUCGGGGCUGUCUGGCGUUCACGGCCGAUGUAUUGGAGCUUUUACAUCUGGUGUUUCCCUUGUCGGACGAUGCAGUGCUGUGUUUUCUUCUCCUCAGUAUCCAUAUUUCUAAUGUUUCUCAAGCAAGACCACCUCCAAACCAGAAAAAAGGAUCUCGAACUCCCAUAAUCAUUAUUCCAGCAGCUACGACCUCUUUAAUAACGAUGCUUAAUGCAAAGGACCUUCUGCAAGAUCUGAAGUUUGUACCAUCAGAUGAAAAGAAGAAACAAGGCUGUCAACGAGAAAAUGAAACUCUAAUACAGAGAAGGAAGGACCAGAUGCAGCCUGGGGGAACUACAGUCAGCGUCACUGUACCUUAUCGAGUAGUAGACCAACCUCUGAAACUUAUGCCACAAGACUGGGAUCGUGUGGUGGCAGUGUUUGUACAGGGUCCUGCUUGGCAGUUCAAAGGCUGGCCUUGGCUCUUGCCUGAUGGAUCACCUGUUGAUAUCUUUGCAAAAAUUAAAGCUUUUCAUCUCAAAUACGAUGAAGUACGUCUGGAUCCAAAUGUACAGAAAUGGGAUGUAACAGUGUUAGAACUAAGCUACCACAAAAGACACUUGGACAGGCCAGUAUUUCUACGCUUCUGGGAAACUUUGGACAGGUAUAUGGUAAAGCACAAAUCUCACUUGAGAUUCUGAAUCCUUCAGCUGCCAUUUAUUUCCUGAAGUAUGGAUUGAGAAAAAUGAAAGGGGCUCCAGUUUGGAGACCAGAGCUCGCACUAUAUGAUACGUCAAGAACUUUACAAAUGAAGAAGAGUCACAGUUUAAACUUUUUAUAAAAUCUUGUUUGGAUGCUUCAUGCUAUAGCAGGUUGAUACCUGUUGUUAUUCAGAAGCAAAGGGGUUUUGCUUAAAACUAUUUUUUUAAUGUUGUUAGCCUUCUAGUCUGCAAUCCAAAUUGUAUAUUUUGAUAGCAGCAGUUUCUUCUCUGUUUUGUUAAAUUAGCUACAUUUUUAAAUAAUGUGUUUUGUUCCUUAUUAGAAAAUAGAUUGAUCUGCACUGCAGGUUACAAAUGUGUGUGUGUGUGCGUGUGCGCAUGUGCGCACGUGUGUGUGUAUAUAUAUGUGUGCAUGUGUCUAUAUAUAUAAUGUAUAAAAAAAAAAUUAUAGACACACUUAUGCACACAUAGAUGUUACCAGGCUUUCUAAACCACUUAGCUUCUGAGCUUAGUUUUGGUUUUCUUUGCUUAUUGAUUCACUUACUGAAAAUAUUUUGUUGUGAAUGAUAUUACAUUUUAGUCAAUAGACUUGCAAGCUGAGCAAAGUGGAAAUUGUUUUGGAUAAAUCAAAAUGUCAACCUGUAUAUGUAUAUUCUGUCAGUCUUUGUUGAAAAAGGGAAGAUGAAAAAUCUAGAAACACUUUUUUGGAUUUGUAAUGUCCCGGUUUACUAAAUCUUUAAACUUUAUUAUAGGAAUACCUUCAAGUCAUGUUAACUUUAAAUUGCCAUUCUUCACACAGGUCUUUCUAUUUAAACUGAAAGUGUGCAUGUGUACAUUCCCAUCUAUCAAAGUACCUUUACAUAUGAGUCUAAAUGUUACCUAGAUUAAAUAAUGAAUAGAGAAAGAGAGUUUGGAUUUUUUUUUUCCUGAAACAGCCACCACAAGGAAUGAAUAAUUUUAACUUCUUUGCAUUUACGCCUCUAAUACCACCUCUAAUAUUAUUUUCUUGUGACAAAAGUAGCCCAGACUGUGUCUACAGGAGUUGUAAUUUUCUGAAAUGAGCGGCUAAUAUGGCCUCCUAACAGUCCUGCAUUGGAAUGGAAAAUGAGUCUACUCCAGUUACCAAAGAACAGAUUUGCUUGAUCUACAGUACAAGUAUAACUGAGGCCAGAAGACCCUGGUAUUUGUAUGGAUUUAUGGUAUCUCUGUAUCUAUUUAAUAACAUUAAGUUGAUGUUGCAUACCAGUGGAUGUAGAGAAUGAUCAAAUACUGUAACACCUGCAUGAAUUUUUUUCUGGGAUAGAAGAUACAUGUUUAUAUUCCUGUUCUUGAAAUUCCAAACCAUGUUUUUUUAAUAUACUUUACAUUUAAAGUUUGAUGAAAGUAAAAUGUUCUACCUAUUCUUCUUUAGUUCUGCUUUUUAUUUGAUGUUACCUUCAUUUUUAAUAAAACUAGAAGGCACAUCUCCUUAAGAGGUUUUUAAAACUAUGUCUUAAAUUUAUGAGGACUGGGAGGUCUGACUUUUAAUUAAAUGUUUCCAUCCCUGCUAUAUCGAGACUACUAUUUUUAAAUGAUCUUAAUGGAAAUGUAAAAAAA